CUUUGUUUUUGAAUUACCUUUAGAUAAAUGCAAGAAUGUAUGAUAUGACCUGUAUAAUGAUUCAUAUUCUCACCCUGCUUUUUAACCCUGAUUUCAUUCUUAGACUCUCCCCUUCCAUGGAUUUUAAAGUUCAAGACACACUUCACUUCUCUGUGUUCCUCAAAAUGUCCAUCUAAAUAUUCCUCCUUCUCCUGGCUAGUUCCUUCAGAUGACAAUGUAUUGUUCAUUACCUCAGGAAAGCUUUCACUGAUGUCCCAAGUCUGACUUAGAUCUUAGUUAUUUUAUUUUUUGACAGACAAUCAGCACUUACAAGCCACUUUGUAAAUAAUAACUCAUUAUAUGCCUAUGAUAAUAAUCAUAAGAGGCAAAUACUAUUAUUGCCCCAUUUUACGGGUGAGGAAACAAAGGUAUCUGUAACUUGCCCAAGUUUAUAAAUAGAAGUGUGACAGAAGUAGGAUUCUGAGUGACAGAAGUAGGAUUCUAAUAUUGACAAUUUGGUUCCAGAUCCCAUAUUUCUAACACUAAGGUAUGCAACCUUCUAGCUACAAAAUGUCCUUUCUAGGUAUUUCUAUAUUACUUUUUAUAUAUGCAUACAUUAUGACAUACUUCAGUUAUUUGUAUGCCAAGUUUUCUAGCUUAUGAGCUCCAUAAUAGCAAGAAUUAUCUCCAAUUUAUUUGAGCCAUGUCUUUCUUUAUAUUUUUAAAAUAUAAAAGUGAAAAAAGUAAUGACAUUACUAACUACAAUUGAUGUAACAAGUAUUUGCAAGAGUGAAGAAGAGAAUAUAUUUGUAAUUACUCAAGAAAUGACUAAAUACAAAUUUAUUUCUUCAGGCUAUUUAACAGAUGCUUUUGUGUCAAGCAUUCAAAACAGUGAUAAUGCAGUGUAUGGACCUUUUCUGGAUUCAAAUUAAAACAAAUAAAUAGCAAAGACAAUUUUGGAGAGAACUGGGGAAAGCCAAAUGCAGUAUAAGUUACAUCGAGGAAUUGUUGCUAAAGUUGUUGUGAACACUGUAUUACAAUUAUUGUUUAAAAGGCCUUAUCUAUUAGAAAUACGUAGUGAAGUAUUUAAAGGUAAAAAAUAUGAUGUCUGGGAUUCAUUUUGAAUACUCCGGAUGUGUUUAUGAAUUGCUUUUCAAAGAGGCAAACUUUUUAAAUGAAAAAAACCAUAAAGACGCAUGGUGGCGCUACAGGAUAAGAUGAGAACAGUACAAAGGCUGGCACGUUGACCUUCACUACUCAGGAGAACAGAAAACAUCCAACCCACUGAAAAGACAGGCAUUAAAGGAGAUUCGCCUACCGGGCUGCUGGAGGAUACACUCUUCAGGGGUUUCCUAUUAAAAACCAGAGCUUCAGCUUCCAAAAUUGGGGCUGAGCUUGAAUUUUUUCAGAAGAGGUUGCCUGAAAGAACCAUGAAGAUCAGAGGGGCACUCACUCUGCAAAAAAGGCAAGUUCUGAUAUUCUUUGUUUUGCUGGGAUUGUCUCAGGCAGGUACUGAAUCUGCACACUAUUCUGUUGCAGAGGAAACAGAAAUUGGCUCUUUUGUGGCCAAUCUGGCGAGGGACCUAGGGCUGGAGGUGGAGGAGCUGUCUUCACGGGAAGCCCGGGUAAUGUCUGAUUAUAAUAAAAAGUAUUUGCACCUUGAUUUGCUGACUGGGGACUUGCUCCUAAAUGAGAAACUAGACCGAGAAGAGCUGUGUGGCUCCACCGAGCCCUGUGUGCUACAUUUUCAGGUGGUUUUGGAAAACCCUUUGCAGUUUUUUCAGGUUGAGCUGCAUGUCAAAGACAUAAAUGAUCACUCCCCUACAUUCCUAGACAAUGAAAUACUUAUUAAAAUAUCAGAAGGUACCACUGUUGGAACUACAUUCCUAUUGGAGAGUGCUCGAGAUUUGGAUGUCGGAAGCAACAGUCUCCAAAACUACACAAUUAGCCCCAAUUCUCACUUCUAUAUUAAAAUUCCAGACAGUGGUGACAGAAAGAUAUACCCAGAGCUGGUCCUAGAUAGAGCUUUAGAUUAUGAGGAGGAAGCUGAACUCAGAUUAACACUCACGGCACUGGACGGCGGAUCCCCACCCAGGUCUGGGACAACUUUGGUUCUCAUUAAGGUGUUGGACAUCAAUGAUAAUGCCCCUGAGUUUCCUCAGAGUCUCUAUGAGGUGCAGGUCCCUGAGGAUAGACCCCUUGGCUCCUGGAUUGUUACCAUCUCAGCUAAGGAUUUGGAUACAGGAAACUAUGGGAAAAUAUCUUACACAUUUUCCCAUGCAUCAGAAGAUAUUCGUAAAACAUUUGAAAUCAAUCCAAUGUCUGGAGAAGUUAAUUUGAGAUCACCCCUGGAUUUUGAAGCAAUACAGUCCUAUACUAUAAAUAUUCAGGCAACAGAUGGUGGGGGUCUUUCAGAAAAAUGCACUCUUCUAGUUAAAGUUACGGAUAUAAACGACAACCCACCAAAAGUGACCAUGUCGUCGAUUACAAAAAGAAUUCCAGAGAAUGCCUCAGAGACCCUAGUAGCUCUUUUUAGUGUCCUAGACCAAGAUUCUGAGGACAAUGGGAGGAUGAUUUGCUCUAUUCAGGAUAAUCUCCCUUUUAUCCUGAAACCGACCUUCAAGAACUUUUUCACAAUAGUUUCUGAAAAAGCACUGGACAGAGAGAGCCAAGCCGAGUACAACAUCACCAUCACCGUCACUGACUUGGGAACGCCUAGGCUGAAAACCGAGUACAACAUAACCGUGCUGGUGUCCGACGUCAACGACAACGCCCCUGCUUUCACCCAAACUUCCUACAUCCUCUUCGUCCGCGAGAACAACAGCCCCGCCCUGCACAUUGGCACCGUCAGCGCCACAGACAGAGACUCAGGCACCAACGCACAGGUCACCUACUCGCUGCUGCCGCCCCAGGACACGCACCUGCCCCUCGCCUCCCUGGUCUCCAUCAACCCGGACAACGGACACCUGUUCGCCCUCCGGUCCCUGGACUACGAGGCCCUGCAGGCGUUCGAGUUCCGCGUGGGCGCCACAGACCGCGGCUCUCCGGCGCUGAGCAGCGAGGCGCUGGUGCGCGUGCUGGUGCUGGACGCCAACGACAACUCGCCCUUCGUGCUGUACCCGCUGCAGAACGGCUCCGCGCCCUGCACCGAGCUGGUGCCCCGGGUGGCCGAGCCGGGCUACCUGGUGACCAAGGUGGUGGCGGUGGACGGCGACUCGGGCCAGAACGCCUGGCUGUCGUUCCAGCUGCUCAAGGCCACUGAGCCCGGGCUGUUCGGCGUGUGGGCGCACAAUGGCGAGGUGCGCACCGCCAGGCUGCUGAGCGAGCGCGACGCGGCCAAGCACAGGCUGCUGGUGCUGGUCAAGGACAAUGGCGAGCCUCCGCGCUCGGCCACCGCCACGCUGCACGUGCUCCUGGUGGACGGCUUCUCCCAGCCCUACCUGCCGCUCCCGGAGGCGGCCCCGGCCCAGGCCCAGGCCGACUCGCUCACCGUCUACCUGGUGGUGGCGUUGGCCUCGGUGUCGUCGCUCUUCCUGUUCUCGGUGCUCCUGUUCGUGGCGGUGCGGCUGUGCAGGAGGAGCAGGGCGGCCUCUGUGGGUCGCUGCUCGGUGCCCGAGGGCCCCUUUCCAGAGCCUCUGAUGGACGUGAGCGGCACCGGGACCCUGUCCCAGAGCUACCAGUACGAGGUGUGUCUGAUGGGAGGUUCCGGGACAAAUGAGUUCAAAUUUCUGAAGCCAAUUAUCCCCAGUUUUCAAGUUCAUGACGCUGAUAGAAUCUUGCCAUGCUUCCCAGUCUGGUCUGGAACUCGUUGGCUCAAGAGAUCUUCCCACCUCGGCUAGCUUUUUGUUUUUGUUUUUUGAGAGACAAGGUCUCACUUUGUUGCCCAGGCUAGAGUGUAGUGGCAGGAUCUUGGCUCACUGCAGCCUUGACAUCCUGGGCUCAAGCCAUCCUCCUGCCUCAGCCUACCAAGUAGCUCAGACUACAGGCACCCACCACCAUUCCCAGCUAAAUUUUUGUAUAUUUUGUAGAGAUGGAGUUUUGCCAUGUAGCCCAGGCUAGUCUCAAACCCCUGAACUCAAGUGAUCCACCUGCUUUGGCUUCCCAAAGUGCUAGGAUUACAGGCAUGAGUCACUGCACCCUGCCUAGUUUUCUUAAAACUCACCCUCUUCAUUCACUUUAAUUUUGUAUUGUUUAUUGCUAAAACAGAAAAUAGUUUAGGGUCUUAUCCUGGGUAAAAUAACUUUCUAUCAGACGAGUACAAAAUAAGAGCUUCAUAAGAAAUUGAAAUGAAGAUUUAAACUGUUAAAAAAUGAUUUAGGUUCACUUUCCCAUUAAUUAUUGAGUAAAGAUAAAACAUCAUUAAUACUUUGUGGCCUCUCUCAGAUGCCUACAAAGAAGGAAUGGGUGGGCAUUUAUGGUUUAUAGAUGCCUCAUCAUGUUACAAAUUUUAUCUCAGAUCUAAAAGAAAGUUCAAUAGAAGAGUAUAGAUAGACAUUUUGAUAACUAGGAUGUAGUGUAGAUAUAAUGGAAUUUCACUUGCCAUUGUGAAAUAGGUGAAAUAAAUUCCAAUUUCCUUAGAAAUUUUUUCCUGUAUUUCAUGCAAUUUUCACUGAUUUUACUUUCCAAUGUAACAGGUAAUUGUUAGUUAUGUGGAUUUCUCAAAAUUAAAGGAUAGCACAGACAAACUAACAGAUGACAGUGAGAAGCCACCUGCAGUAUUUUAACUGACAAGAUUAAUAUUUACAUUAUUCAAAUAACUCUUGCAAAUCAACAACACCAACAAAGCCAGGAGAGACAAUAGGAUUUUUUAAGACAAAGAAAAAGGAAUUCAAGAAAGGGGAAAGCAGAAAGUCUGAAAAUAACUUGAAAUGAUGUUUAGUUGGUGAAACAUACACUAAAAUUAGUAAAGAUGAGAGAUUUGGGUAAUAUCAAGUGGAAUAAUAGGAAAUCACAUGUGCAGC
Callithrix jacchus (white-tufted-ear marmoset) is the source of this 4940-nucleotide messenger RNA. Its product is annotated as protocadherin beta-14. Gene Ontology annotation, cellular component: plasma membrane. Gene Ontology annotation, biological process: homophilic cell-cell adhesion. Lineage: Eukaryota; Metazoa; Chordata; Mammalia; Primates; Cebidae. Gene Ontology annotation, molecular function: calcium ion binding. The record is from RefSeq and is a predicted model, not a curated record.